ACGCACGCUGCUUCGAGUAUGCAAGAUGGCGCCGAGUGUUUUCAUGCUGAAUAGGUGCGGUUUCUUGGCUUGAGCGAUCGAACAGGUCGCCGCACCAGUGCGCGAUCCUGCUUUUUGCGUUGCAGGUCGUGCUUUUACGAAAAACGCUCUCGACGGAGGUGCUUGAACGCCGAGUCGUCGAACUCGGAGUGGGAGAGAGAGAGAGAGAGAGAGACUCGAAUCACCUCCGUCGAUCCGUCGAUCCACCCUCGAUACGCGUGUCAGCUGUCAGAUGUUUGUAUACGCGUGGUCGCGUGCAACGCGUCGCGAACUCACGGACGAUACGUAAUAGUCGUUCACGGUAGUGAUGUUGAUUUGAUGAAACACGAAACUUUGUCGAACAAAGAGAGAGUCCGGCGCAGACAUGGAGAGCUUGGAGGCAUUGGGAUGGUAUCUAUCUGAUCAUGGUUAUAAAUUGGCAACCGAUUCAGAUAGCGUGACAGACACGCAGAAGAUAGUAAAACGACUGUUAGAUUUUGAUCUGAGAGAGGUUGGCAGUGGGAAUGGAGACAUUAAUGAAGGUAACAUCGUGUUGCAAAUACAAAAGAUUCGCAAUGUAGCUACACCCAAAGGAAACGAAGAAUCGAAAGCAGUUCCACGAAUGUUAAAAUUAUCGUUGACAGAUGGGAAAAAUAAUUAUCAAGCCUUAGAAGUUGAACAUAUAUCAGCUUUAAGUUUAAAUACACCACCUGGUACAAAGAUACUGAUAAAAGGAAUCUUACCUGUGUCCCAUGGACUUCUUCUGUUGAUACCAUCGCAUUUAAUUUAUGUACUUGGGGGAAAAGUUGCCAAUUUAGUGGAAAAAUGGGAAUUAAAUAAGAAAUUAGCUUCUCAUACUCGAGUAAGAUCUGCUGAGGAAGGUGGACCUCCACCAUGGAUACCAUUUGGUAAGAAAAUUAUUAAAGUAUCGGAGCAAGAUAAGAAUUUCAAAGCCCUGGUAGAAAAGGAAAAACCUAGUAAGGAGACUGAGUUUGAGGCUCAGCGUAAGGAUGCGAUAGCAGAAGCUGCUAAACAAGGCAGUAAGAAAGUAUUUGGUGGUGGCAAUAAGCAGUUAUUGGAUCAUAGCGUACAGAAAAUCGUAGAUCGUGGAUUUACCAUAGAGCAGGCGGAAUACGCUUUGAGAAUUAAUAGAAAUAAUGUAGAUAGAGCCCUGAAAAGUCUUCAAAAGACCGAUAUUAAACACAAUAACGCCAAGGAAUCCCGAGAGCCACGUGGCAAACGGGAAAAGAAAACCGAGGAGAGUAAACCUAGCAGCGGGAAAAUCUCCCUAUUUGAUUUUCUCGAAGAUAAGUUGCCUGUGCAACCCGAGAGCGAAACACCUAGUUUGUCGCAAGGCAACUACGUACAGAAUAAUGAAAAUAAUUACGAUCGUUUUGAAUCACGUGGUACUGAUACGCAAAGUGGAAGAGGUGGACGAAAUCAAAAAGGUCGAGGUUACCAACCACCUCCAAGAUAUUCGGAGGAACAUAAAAAUGGUAAGCGAAUAAAUAACAGUAAUUCUACUACGUAUUCGCAAUACAACGGUGCUGGCCAUGUGUCGCAGAACAAACCACCGCGGUUCCAACGUAACCAGGAAUCUCAGUAUCAGUACCAAUACGACAGCGGUAGAGAAGCGUAUCAGAAAUCUUCUCAGCCAAACGAUUACAAAAAUACGUUUGCUCAGUCGCGUGCAAGUAACGUAAAUGCCAGUGAUAGCGGUAACGAUAAUUAUAACAGAAUCCAGGCUGAGUUUCAGGGAAAGAAUCUCGGUAGUAACAGAAACUAUAAUCAACUUGAUCCCGAGGCCAGAAAUAGGCAUUUUUAUGAUGCUUCUUAUAAUAGGCAUAAUCGAGCUCAGCAGAACGGCACCCCUAAAAUAUAUUCGUCUAAUACAACUGAACAGAAUUUUAAGAGUCAACCUAAAUAUCAAUCAAACAGUAAUGUUGAUAAGAUGUCCAUGAAUCCCAGUAUGCAAAGGAACGAGAGUAAUUAUGGUAGCCACAACAGUCCAUGGGUAUGGCAAAUAGGUGACAAGUGUAUGGCUAAAUAUUGGGAAGACAAUAGGUAUUAUAAUGCCGAAGUCACUGGCGUUUCUGAGAGAACUUGCGUAGUGCAAUUUAAGGGAUUUGAAAACUACGAGGAAGUACUCCAGGUGGAUUGUAUACCAAUAACAGACGACUUUCAGAUUCAAGAUCAUGUUUCGGAUACAAAACGGCAAGAUCAACGUUCAAAUAAUCGACAGCCUCGCUACGAUCAGAGUCACAAUCACAUAAAUGCAGGUAUGGAAUUUCGACGAGGAGGAAGUGGUGCUGUUGGUGGGAAUAAAGGUUACAAUAAAAAACGAGGUCAGCAACGAAGCACACAACCAAUUUACCAACCGCCAGCACAAAGAAGCCACAAUUCUCUGCCAAUUAAUAAUCAAAAUAACACUCAACAUUCUUUCCUUUAAUGUAACUCUAGUCUUGUAUCCUUAGUAAAAAAAAAAGAAAAAAAAGAUUAAAUUCAGACGCUAUUGAGGCAGUUGCAUUCGCUACUAAGGAUUGAUCUAACAGGUUGCCACACUAAUGGAGAGUUUAGAUACCGUUUGUAUUAACCGUCGAUAGGCAGCGAGUUGUGUGCCACAUUUUAAUUUCUAUUAGAGCUGAAUUGAACAUGCGAUAACUUAAUACCAAGCAAGUUGGUUCACGAAAGGAAAGAAUUAGAAGGCUCUUACUGUAAAAUAUCGAAAUAUGUGUUCUUGAAAUAUAUUAUUUGUAUUAUAGGAAAA
This is a messenger RNA of Solenopsis invicta (red fire ant), 2785 nucleotides long. It is a transcript of the gene Tdrd3, whose product is annotated as tudor domain-containing protein 3. Gene Ontology annotation, molecular function: protein binding. Bases 404 to 2467 code for a protein of 687 amino acids. The record is from RefSeq and is a predicted model, not a curated record. Gene Ontology annotation, cellular component: nucleus. NCBI's taxonomy places the organism in Eukaryota, Metazoa, Arthropoda, Insecta, Hymenoptera, Formicidae. The transcript is spliced from 11 exons.